CUGCGUCCAACUGCAUCAAACUGCAUCCAACUGCAUCCAACUGAGUCCGCCUGAGUUCCAGCCAGCUUAAUUCGACAUCCGGCCCUCCCUCUCAUGCUCUGCAUGUCUCUCUCGAUCAAACACCCCAAUGUCGUCGCCCAUCCCCCGUCGCCCAUUCCAUGGUCUCGAGCCUGAUCAUGCCCACACCCCCUCGUCCCUUUCCGCGUCCUCGGCCACACCUCCGUCUUGCUUCUGGACGGGCAUUCCCGCUGAAAGCGCAUCGCCAGCGCUCCAUCCCCAUCUCCCUGCUUCGGCCAUGGCCUCCCCGCGGCUCUCCCAGCACCCCCAGCUCCCACCCGCUGCUUCCCCGCCUCUGUCGGUCGAGUGCCGCUCGGUCCUGGUGGUGGCCAGUCUGCUGAUCGACCACGUUGGCCCGGUGGAGUGGACCAAGUUGUGCUCGCUGUCCCGGCAUGCCCGUGCUCUCCUCUCCCAGCCAAUGUAUUGGAAGAUCCUCUUCCGCGAGUACUUUGGCUUUCCUGCUCGAUCGAUUCCCUCGCAUCAGAUUGCCCACCUCAUCGUUGCCGCCGAUUCGUUUCUCAACCGCACCCGUCCUGACCCGCACCCUUGCGAGCUGAUCCUGUGGCAGAAUGUCCACCUGUAUCCACAGCUGCUGGACAGCGUCAGGGCCCUUGCCCAAGAGCAUCGCAGUAUCCUCUGGGCUCGCUGGCCACAUGCCUCUUCUCGAUCUCAGUCAGGCUCGUCCUUCCUCUGGGACUGGAUGGCUGACGGCUCCUUUCCCGACACCGUCGGUCUGCACGACUUCCGCGACUACGGUCUCUACAGCGGCUAUGGCUGCAAGCAGCUGCCCGAAACCACCUGUUUCUGGCGGCCCACGGCCAUGGUCAUCCAGUCUCGCUCGCUCGCCGAGCUGCCCGCUUCGUUUGGGUGCCUCGCAAAAUCCUUGGUCACGCUGUGGAUACAGGAUUCGCCGCUGUAUCGACUCCCGGACUCGCUCUCUGGGUCUUCGCAUCGGGUCGUGGUCGCAGGCGCACCGUGCCCGCCUUCGCCGGUGAGCCUGGCUGCCGACACUCCCUCGGCAACGCCUUGCCGGUCGCCCGUUGACCCUCCGUCACCCAUGGAUGUCGCUUGGCCCCUCUCUCCGAUAUCAUCUGGGAUCUCGGACCCGAUGUCGCCAUCAGCAACAGCCUCCUCAUGCAUUGGCUCGCCACUGUCCUCCGAUCCGUUGCCGUUGGAGGCCGACACUCCCUCCUCGAUGGAAGACUGCUCGAUCGUCUCGAUCCCGCCGCCGUCGCUGGCUUUCAGUUCUUUGACGACAUAUGCCGCGCCUCCGCUCACCGAGCUUCGUCUGGUCGGCUGUGCCAACCUCGAAUGCAUCGCACCCAUUGCUGGUUUCUCGUCCCUCAAGACCCUGCACCUCGCAAACUGCCCCUCACUCCGCUCGAUCGAGCCAGUGCGCUCCCUCUCUUCACUGGAGCAUCUGACCCUCUCCAAGUGCAUCGGCAUCGUCUCACUCUCUCCGCUGGCGGCGCUUCAAAGUCUGAGCGAUCUGGAUCUGAGCCAGUCUCCCCAGAUCGAGUCACUCGAACCUCUGCGGUCUCUCGCCGGCCUUCGAGAGCUGCACCUCCAGAGAUGCCGGUCCAUCUCCUGCAUCGAACCACUGAGGAACCUGCGUCGCCUCACGAAACUCAAUCUCGACUACUGCACGCUUCUUCCGUCCCUUGACCCUCUGUCGGACCUGCGAGAGCUUGUCGCCCUCAGUGUCGCCGGCUGCUCCUUGAUCACCACCCUCUGGCCUCUCCGAUCCGUUACUUCGCUGCAAGAUCUCAACUGUAGCGAAUGCCCGAAGCUUGCGUCCUUGGCCGGCCUCGAAAGCCUCGCACAACUUCGGAUCCUGAACGCCGCAGGAUGCGUCCGCAUCGCUUCCAUAGAGCCUGUCGCACGCCUGUCGAUGCUCCGAAACCUCGAUCUGCUGCAGUGCGAGGGAAUCGUCUCCAUCGAACCUCUGCGAGAGCUGACCGGACUCCAGUCUCUGGACCUGGGCGGCUGUACGCUCCUCACCAGCAUCAAGCCGAUCGCAUCACUGAGCGCCCUGUAUCAACUCAAUCUCCAAGAAUGUUGCCGAAUCGAGUCACUGGGCCCUCUUGCUGGUCUGGGAUCGCUGGAGUGGCUCAAACUGACCGAAUGCACCUCGGUCUCCUCGAUCCAGCCCCUCUCGGCUCUGUCGCAGCUCAAGGCGCUCUACCUCGAUGGGUGCAGCCGCAUCUCAGAUCUGCGGCCCCUUGCUGCUCUUCGCGUGCUCAACGUGCUCGAUCUGGCCGGCCUUUCGUCCGUUCGCUCGCUCGAUCCGCUCUUGGAACUGCAUCUCCUCUGCGACUUGAAUCUGGGUUGCUGCACGGCGAUAUCGUCGCUGAAACCUCUGGCGUCGCUGAGAAGCCUCGCUCGACUGUCGCUUUGCCCGUGCCAUCCGGUCCCGAAUCAGGAAGAAGCUUCCGUGCGACUCAACCGUACUCGCGAAGCGAACGCCCUGGGUCGCCUUUGCCUGCAGCUGUUGUGUCGUGGGCCUCGGGCUUGCGUCCCGUCGAUGUGAUCUGGGCAGCGCCCAGCCACCCAUGAUCGAUCCUGGAAUAAAUGACAAUAAUUCUGCGUCG
Polychytrium aggregatum is the source of this 2648-nucleotide messenger RNA. RefSeq lists its product as uncharacterized. The transcript has a single exon. The coding region runs from base 128 to 2587 and encodes 819 amino acids. The record is from RefSeq and is a predicted model, not a curated record. NCBI's taxonomy places the organism in Eukaryota, Fungi, Chytridiomycota, Chytridiomycetes, Polychytriales.